CGUACACAGACAGACACACGCAUCCCAUAGUGAGGGCAGAGGCAGACAGCAGGCAAGGCAGAGAGGGGAGAGAGAGAGCCCCAAAGCAGCCUUGUGCCUCUGAGCUGGGAUCUGCCAGGGCACAGCCAGCAUGUUGGUCCUCAGCCCUCUUGUCCGGGGAUCUUACCUGCUGCUUUUCUUCUGCUUUGCUUUGCCUCAGACUGCGUACGCUGACAAUGUCUUCUCAUUUUCAGCAGAUCUGCCUUGUUUGGAACAGAAGAAGCAGCACUGCAGAGCACGCUGCCUCCUUGGCCCUCCUCCACCGCCCCUGCUCCCACCACCGUCCUUCAGGCACAGCUGGAGCACUAAGCUGGAUAUGGAAGAGCUGUGCCAUGAGCUCCAGAUAAUACAGGCUUCCACUCUGCCUGAAUUGCACUGCUCUGCAGGGCCUCCUGGCCCCCAGGGUCCACAAGGAAUUCCUGGUAUAAUGGGACCAAAAGGGGAGAAAGGGGAGAUUGGCAGGCCUGGAAGAAAGGGCAGACCAGGUCCCCCGGGCGUCCCUGGGAUGCCAGGACCAGUAGGAUGGCCUGGACCUGUGGGACAGAAGGGUGAAAAGGGAGAGUUGGGUGUGAUGGGAUUGCCAGGUACAAGAGGACCAAUGGGCUCCAAGGGUUUUCCUGGAACUAGAGGAGAAAAGGGAUCCAGAGGUGACAGAGGUGACAAAGGAGUCAAAGGAGACCCGGGAGAAAUAGGCUUCCCUGGAAUGCUGGGACAAAAAGGAGAGAUGGGCCCCAAGGGACAGUCUGGAGUACCAGGACACAGAGGACCUAUAGGAAGACCUGGAAAACGAGGCAAACAAGGACUCAAGGGGGACAUUGGACCCGCAGGUGUCAUGGGCCCGCCUGGCAGGCCUGGCCCUGUUGGCCAGCCAGGCCCCCCUGGACCCUCAGGUCUAGGGCAAUUUGCAAUAGGACCAAAGGGAGAAAGAGGACUGCCAGGGGCUCCAGGGAGAUGUCUCUGCAGAACCCCACAGCAAAUGAGUAACCCAUCAUACGAGCAAUCUGUGUUUGGACACAGCUACCCCAAGGUUCCCGCGAUUUUUGUGGUGAACAAUCAAGAAGAAUUGGAUCGGUUAAACACCGAGAACGCGUUAGCAUUUAGAAGAGAUCAGAGAUCUUUGUAUUUCAAGGAUACCUUUGGAUGGCUCCCAGUCCAGCUCUCCCCUCUGUACCCCAUGGAUUACCGCCUGGAGGAGGGGGGCACCUGUGGAGAUGGCGUCGUGCAGGAUGGGGAGGAGUGCGACGACGGCAACGCGGUGGUGACCGAUGACUGCAUAAGAUGCCGCCGUGCUUACUGCGGAGAUGGCUACAAGCACGAGGGGGUUGAAGACUGUGAUGGGAUGGAUUUUGGAUACUUGACGUGUAGAACAUACCUUCCUGGGUCUUACGGGAAACUGCGCUGCACUCCUUACUGCUACAUUGACUCCACACAGUGUCGAUACUUCACAUGAGGGAGCAGAGGUGGGCAGCAUCCCUCGCCUAGGGGUGCUAGGUGCUACACUAUCACCUACCAAGAAGGACUGGGACACAAAAACCUCCCACCCACCUCUGAGAAAACAAGCAAAGACACAUCAUGCUGCUGAUGGCCAUUCUGAGAUUUUUUUUUAAAUAUAGAUUUGUCAGAUAGGGAAAAAUAGGACCACUGCAUCCUGUCUUAAUAGAGAAACUAAUGUCAAGCUGUGUGUGCCAGUGAGACUUCCAUGCAGCUGUGGAUGGCUCUCCAUCACAAAAGCAACAUUAAACUACUGGAAGCUGAGUUUCAUUAACCAGGAAUGCCAUGUAACAAUUACCUCGACUUAGCACUGUUAAACCAAAUAUAAUCUCUUCGGGGGUUUUGUCUUUAACCCUUCUCUGCAUAAACACAAAGCAUAUCUUGGAUGCGGUGUUUAGAGGAACUUUCAUUACAAUGUGAACUUAGCAAAUGUUGCAUCCACUAGAGAUGACUUCAGCAACUCUUAAGGUUACCAAUGCUCCUUCAUUGGUCAAAGGAGUUGAAGUUCUUUCAGAAUCAGCAAAUCAGUCAAAUAAGCUGGUUAACAUCACCUUCAGGCCAAGGCGUUGUCUGUGUGUGUCUGUGCACUACAAGCAGUCACAAGAGACUGGCAAAACACACCACAAAAGGACAAACUGGACAAAAAAACUGUGAAAUAGCCAAGAAGUUCUCUCCCAGGAGAAAAUCAGACAAGGAGGGAAGAUAAUGAAGGAACAUAUUUCUGUAUUUUUCUCCCCCGUGCUGAGCUGGCUGGGCUCUGCCUGACCCCAAGGGGCCGGGAUAGCAUCAGUUCCCUGCCCACGGCCAUGUACACAUUGCCUUCUCUCUGGUGUCCACACUGGAAGGUCUUGGCAUUUGCAACCCCUUGUCCACCCAGCCAUCACCACUCAAUUCCCAGUUAUCCCCUGUGCUCCCUCCCCCCUGUGCCACUGGUGGUUGUCCCAGUGUGUGCGCUCACUUUUGUAUUGCCGUAAGUCAGACCGCAGAGUAGCACGUCCAUGGAUACUGUGCAAUGUACACUUGGGUUUUUCUUUUUUGGGAAGGUCUCUCAACUAUAUCAGCUCUGGUUGGAGUCAGGGUAAUUAUAUACUUAUUUAUUAGCAAGCAGUAAAGAGCCAAUUUUACAUGGAAAGCAUAUUAAAUGUCAUGUGACAAAGAUUCUAUAACAGAAAAUGAAACCAAGAAUGUGCAGAAUUCAGGACUAAAAGCCUUAAAACUAGGCAUUAUUUUAAUACAAGCCACUCUUUCCUGCUUUGUGGUAAAUGUUGUACAGGACUGUGUGAAAUGUGUGAGUUAUCUGUGCCAGCGACAGCACUGCAACAGCUGCACUGACACUGGCACAUCUGCAGAGCUUAAAUAAAGGUGGAUGUUGUGUUAUAAUGAUGAUGCAUUACAGCAAUUAAGAAACACAUGCAACUUUUACCACCUGCCUAGAAGACUUUAACUAUGCAUGUAUUAAGUGAUAUUGGAAAUCACCAAUCAGCAACAAAACAAGAAAGAAAAUUUGUGUACUCUUUAUGAUUAUCACUCACCUGGGCUAUUUAUGUUGCUAUGAAGCCAAGUCACCAGCACCUGUAGCCCAGUUCAACAGUUUAAUUUUUUUUUUUUCUUAACUGAGGUCUUAAUAAAAGGUCCAGGAACCACUGGGACAAGAAAAUUGCCACAAACUCUGGAAAUCUGGGCACUAGUACAGUUGCCUUUUUAAUUUCCUGUGCUAGAGCUAGCAGCAGGUUCCAGCAGCAUCACACCAUGAGGAGCAGGUUCUGGUUGUUGGGAGGCUCUCGAGGACAAACACACUCCCAGCAGCACAUCCCUCUGGGUGAAUCCCUGGCAGAAUCUGCUGGUGUUGCCAUCCUGGGAUGGAGGCACUCCAUCUGAACUGCUCACCUUCUCCAAGGAGUUAAUCUCAAUCCCCCAAAAGGCUGGAGUCUCUGAGAAGUUGGUCAUUCCAGUGGCCUUUCGCCUUCAGUUUUCAGUGCGAUCGUUUUUCAUUAAAAGCUCCUACCUCCAAGGGACAUUGAAAUAACAAAGCUAUGUGCAUGGAAAAUGUAAAGAGGAGAUGUGGUCACCCAGGUAAAAUACUGUGCUGCUUAUGUUCAGAAAGAAGCUAUCAGCCUGGUCAGUCUGGGAACACUUGCACAGCAUGGAUUUUAAAUGGACAAAGCAAUGUGAAAUAUAAGAAAACAUAAAAAAGUUUCGUACUGCCAUUACUGUCUUGCUCCCCUCAGAAGAUAAAGCAUGAGAAAGACAUAAAGUAUAUAUGAUUUAAAAUGCUGCAAAAUAAAUCCUUUGCCCUCAUUACUGACAUACCUAACUUAUCAUCAACUGGGUAUUCUUCAGCUGGGUGAUGCCUGGUCUGCUACAAAUUGUCUUCCCUCCUUCUCUGAGUUUGGGAACUUAAAACAUUGUGCCAAGACUGGUUCAAAAGUUAAUUGGAACAUUUCAGUUCAUUGGACUUUUGUAGCAGCAUACACUUUUGGGAGAGUUUUCUAAUGAUUAGUAUGCAACUCUAGGCAAGUACAAAGCAUUAUGCCAUGCACUGUAUUAAUGUAUACCAAAAAAUCUGGCUUGCACUUAAUAUGUGAUUAAAUAUAUGUAAUUGCCUACUGCAUAUAUUAGCAGCUCAUGUCAAUAAAUCAUGCUACCUUA
Molecule: messenger RNA, 4179 nt
Organism: Zonotrichia albicollis (white-throated sparrow)
Lineage: Eukaryota; Metazoa; Chordata; Aves; Passeriformes; Passerellidae
Gene: COLQ
Product: collagen like tail subunit of asymmetric acetylcholinesterase
Biological process (GO): extracellular matrix organization
Molecular function (GO): extracellular matrix structural constituent conferring tensile strength
Source: RefSeq, a predicted model, not a curated record